Messenger RNA from Cuscuta epithymum, 1248 nucleotides. NCBI's taxonomy places the organism in Eukaryota, Viridiplantae, Streptophyta, Magnoliopsida, Solanales, Convolvulaceae. The record is from the annotation of a GenBank genome assembly.
AAGAAAACCGAAAAGAAAAGUUUUAGAAAAUUGAAAAGUGAAAACACGCGUGGCCACUAAACGCACAACAAACAGAUACAGAUCCAUAUCCACCGACUCCAUCCAAGCCUAGCCCUGCGCCGGACUCCGCACCUUCCCCUUCUAACGGCUAACACCGCCGACGGCUUGAUUUCUCCCAGGCCUUGGAUUACAGAUGAGGCUAGAGGGUGGCAUUUCGACCAACUUUGGAAAAGGUUCCCUUGUGAUAUAUGUGCCAUGAAGUUCUUGGAGUACACUCCGCUUGAUCAUAUAAGUGAGUUUUUGAGUCAUGUGAAUCUAGGAGAACGCACUGUUAAAUGCUCUCUUGAAGCCUACUCUUGCAAACACACUGGAACGGAUAAGAAGUUGUCUUUCAGUUUGGAAAAUGAGAUUCUUGAUUACCUCGGAAAGUCAUCUGACACCGACUCAUCUUCACCGGUUGAUUAUCUAUGUUGUAGAUCCAGCCGAAAGACAUUGAUUUAUCUGCUCCUUACACUGAAUCACAUAUAUCCAGAUCAUGAUUUCAGUGCAGUGAAUGCUCACCAAUUUUUUUCUGAAGAAAACUGGGAUAGUUUUAAGCAGGCAUUUGAUACUUACAUGUUUGAGGCAUCCAAGGAAUGGAUUGAGACACAUGAUGGCAGUCCUCUGCUAGAGACAUUGUACAAGGCCUUGGAUGAGGUUGUGAAAGUCUCUGACUGUGAAGUUUAUAGCUACAAUCCCGAGGCUGAUUCAGAUCCAUUUCAUGAAAAAGGAACCUUAUGGGCAUACCACUUCUUCUUCUACAAUAGGAAGUUGAAACGCAUUGUCAGCUUCCGCUUUAGCUGUGUGAGCAACUUGGCUUCAGCCGAUGGAUUGAAUAACCAGGAAGAAGAUGGAUACAUAUUCUUCGAUGGCAUGGACAUGUGAAGAAGCAAGAAAGCAAGACAAUGUGACGUGAAGAUGUAUGCAUAUGAUGAUGCUCUAUAAUCAGUCACUGGGAAAUUGUGAUUACUAAUUAGGAUGAAUCCCGCACUUAACCAGCACUUCUGUUAAUAUAUGUGUAUGAAGAUCAUGAACAAAUAUGUGAUUACUACUCCGUAUUACGGUAUUAGGUAGGUUGCAACUGGAUCUUAUGUAUACACUAUACUGUUUAAGCAAAGAAUUGGUUCUUCGGAACAAUUAAUUGAAUAUGGGGAUUCGCACAAGAAACUAUAUAUGAACGAAUGAGUUUUGCUAUAGAGAUUAAUGAAU